Molecule: messenger RNA, 980 nt
Organism: Pteropus alecto (black flying fox)
Lineage: Eukaryota; Metazoa; Chordata; Mammalia; Chiroptera; Pteropodidae
Product: olfactory receptor 2AG2
Exons: 1
Coding region: 11-961 (316 amino acids)
Biological process (GO): G protein-coupled receptor signaling pathway
Cellular component (GO): membrane
Molecular function (GO): G protein-coupled receptor activity; olfactory receptor activity
Source: RefSeq, a predicted model, not a curated record
ACAGCACAGAAUGGAGCACUGGAACUCUACCCUGGGAAGUGGCUUCAUAUUGAUGGGGAUUCUGAAGGACAGUGGGUCUCCUGAGCUGCUCUGCACCACAAUCUCAGUCUUGUACAUGUUAGCUCUGACCAGCAAUGGCCUGCUGCUCCUGGUCAUCACAAUGGAUGUUCGGCUCCAUGUGCCCAUGUACCUCUUGCUUGGGCAGCUCUCACUGAUGGAUCUCCUCUUCACAUCUGUUGUCACUCCCAAGGCUCUUGUGGAUUUUUUCCAUAGUGAAAACACCAUCUCCUUUGGGGGCUGUGCCCUUCAGAUGUUCCUGGCACUGACCCUGGGUGGUGCAGAGGACCUCUUACUGGCCUUCAUGGCCUAUGACAGGUAUGUGGCCAUUUGUCAUCCUCUGACCUACAUGGUCCUCAUGAGGCCAAGGGUCUGCUGGCUCAUGGUGACCAUAUCUUGGAUCCUGGCAUCUCUGAACGCUCUAGGACAUACCUUGUAUACCAUGCACUUUCCUUUCUGUAUGUCCCGGAAAAUCAGUCACCUGCUCUGUGAGAUCCCACCUCUGCUGAAGUUGGCCUGUGCAGAUACCUCCAGAUAUGAGCUCAUGGUGUAUGUGAUGGGUGUGACCUUCCUGAUGCCCCCUCUUAUUGCUAUUCUUGCUUCUUAUACACUAAUCUUAUUUACUGUGCUCCACAUGCCCUCAAAUGAAGGGAGACAGAAAGCCCUAUUUACCUGUUCUUCCCACCUGGCUGUGGUCGGGAUGUUCUAUGGAGCUGCCAUGUUCAUGUAUAUCCUGCCCCGUUCCCUCCACAGCCCCCAGCAAGACAACAUCACCUCUGUUUUCUACACGAUUGUCACUCCAGCCCUGAACCCCCUCAUCUACAGCCUGAGGAAUAAGGAGGUCAUGGGAGCCUUGAGGAGGAUCCUAGGGAAAUAUGUGCUGUGGACACACUCCACCAUUUAGGGAGGCUUAUGGUUUGAUU